Messenger RNA from Eleginops maclovinus (Patagonian blennie), 2773 nucleotides. RefSeq names its product forkhead box P3b (gene foxp3b). NCBI's taxonomy places the organism in Eukaryota, Metazoa, Chordata, Actinopteri, Perciformes, Eleginopidae. Gene Ontology annotation, molecular function: DNA-binding transcription repressor activity, RNA polymerase II-specific; RNA polymerase II cis-regulatory region sequence-specific DNA binding. The coding region runs from base 367 to 1374 and encodes 335 amino acids. The record is from RefSeq and is a predicted model, not a curated record. Gene Ontology annotation, biological process: regulation of transcription by RNA polymerase II. The transcript is spliced from 13 exons. Gene Ontology annotation, cellular component: nucleus.
UACCUUUGCUCUGGUGUAAAACAGCAUACUUAUGUUCUCAGGUUGUCAGAGCGCAUCAGGUUGUCAGAGCCACAGUUCUGGAAGCACUCUCUUGUGCUGUGAUUUGCUGAGAGCUCCGUGCUUCACCUUUCCUGCUCUCCCUCUGCGUACAAAUACUGAGAGCAGGUCUGAGCCGCUGCUGCUGAGAGCAAGGCCGCUGAGGGUGAACCCAAGCAGUUAUCACAGUAAGAAGAAAAACGCUCAAAUCACAACUGGUGCAGGCGUCUAACAAAGAGUAUCUCCCUUGAAGAAACCGAGAAAAAGAAAACAGAGUAAAAAAAGAACAGUCACAGAGGAGCUUCUGCAGGAGAAACGUCUUGGAACAGUAUGGAAGACAUAAGGCAGAAACAGCAGAGGCCCUCAGUUCUGCGCCAGGUACCCCAAACAGCUUCCAGUCAACCCCACGAAAAUAAUGCAGCCAUCUUCAUUUGCAAGGAAGAGGUGGAUGCAAGCUCUCUGCCCCCGUCUUCUUCACCACACAUGGGCUCAUCCUCUCCCAGGCUGAAUCAUCACUUCCUUCCAGUGAGGAGAGAUGUUCAAGGGCAGAGCUCCUCGGAGGCCAGGCUUCAUGAUGGCAUCUCAGACAGGACCACCGCUCUGUCUGUGGGGGGGCUCUGCCGCUGGCCUGGCUGUGAUGUGCUGUCUGAGGAUUUCCCCUCUUUCUUAAAGCACCUCCACUCUGAACACAGCCAUGGGGACAGGAGCAUCGCUCAGUGGAAGCUCCAGCAACACAAUGUCCAGUGCAUGGAGAGCCAGCUCAUCCUGGAAAAACAGAAGCUUAUUGCAAUGCAACUUCAUCUACACCUCUCUGAACACAAACACACUGAUCUGGCAGCUUCUCAGUGGCCAUACAGCCUUCCUCUGUUCCUGCCCCAGCCCCUGGGCACAGAGGGAGAAAGAGUGCAACAGUGGGGCAUCAAACAGGGGGGGGCCCAGCACGGCCCCAGAGUUCCUGCCUCUGCCCACCUGCUGCCAGAUUUGGUUCCAAGUAUUGAAUGCUACAAAUACAACAACAUCAGGCCUCCGUACACGUACGCCUACUUGAUAAGAUGGUCUAUCCUGGAGUCUCCUGACAAACAGUGCACGUUGAAUGAGAUUUACAACUGGUUCACCACCAUGUUCUUCUACUUCAGACACAACACUGCUACCUGGAAGAAUGCAGUGCGGCACAACCUCAGCCUACACAAGUGUUUUGUGCGUGUUGAGGGAGGAAAGGGAGCCGUGUGGACAGUGGAUGAGACAGAGUACCAGAGGAGGAAAGGACAAAAGUAUCACAGGGACUGUGCAGUGAAGUGGAUCACGCCAUACUCCCAUUACUGUGUGGAGGAGCCCUGAUAAGCAGCAGGUAGCAGCACUGAGAGCCGCUAGGGUCCCGCAACUGGAGUUACAGUCACAUGCAAGAGAACUGCUUGAGACACAGAAGAGUCUGUUGCAUCUUAUCACUUUGCUUUAUUUUCUAAUGAAUUAUUGAAAUACAUGUUUUAUGUGUAGGUUUAAGAUGUGUUGUACAAAGUUCUGAACUCUCUGAUUUCUAAUUGUCAACAGUGUUGCAAAACCAAUGAAGCAGACAUUGUGUUGUUUUUCUUCGGCAUGAUUUUACCCACUCAGUCAGUAGGUCAGAGCUCAAAUGUCUCUUUCCCUGGUUCAAAUAAUUUCCCAUAGAGAGAGAACACCCCCCUAUUCCGUUGUCCUGUGAACUUGAGGCCCUUGCGCUGUGUUUCUGUGAUUUCACAAGGCACAGCAAACCUCUUUCCCCGUCUGUUUAUGUUCCUGCAGAAAGCAAUGUAAAAAUGAAUUAUUCUUUAGUUUAAAAAUGCAUUCAAAACUAUAUAAAAAGUGUUGUAAAAAACAAAUGUCUCAUAGUAAAUAUUCACUAAAUCAGGGAUACAAACUCAUCAGGUAUGAAAAAGGUGACAAUGAUCCGAACAUCCCAUACUUUUACUCCACUAAAUUAAUUUAAUCCCUUUAGUUACUUUACAGAUCUGGAUUAAUGAUGGUAAAUAUAAUCAGCCCUUAAAUCAGACUUUAGUUCACCUGCAGUAAAUCCAGCAGCUACCCUGCAGUAUACAAAGCCAUUCAAACUAGCUGCACCUUUACCAGCUCUGAGAACACUUUAAUGAUCAAUAAUUAUAAAACAUAUCAGAGAUAUUAUUCUGAAAUGGACCAAUCAAACAAUGACUACUUUUACUUAAGUACAAGAUCUGAGUUAUUCUACCACCUCUGUUUAAAUCCUUAAAAUAGGAUUUAAUACAUAUCAAUAUUGACAUGUGAUAGUGUGUAACAUUAUGCCAAAUGAAAAAAAAAUCAAUUAGAAAAAGGAAGGCUAAAGCUAACAUUAGGAGUUAAUGACAAAGUAUGCUAGUUAGCUAGCUAGCUUAAGGAUAUUAAAUUAUUUGCGGAAAAGAAACUUGGAAAAAUUCACUGCACAUCACACUCUGCCGCUCUGGGAGUCUCGGGAGUUCAGCUCUGAAUGCCUGGACGGCCCGUUCUAACUGUGCUCCGGGUUCAUCACCGGUCCAUUUCUCUGAAAGAUUGACUCCGGGGGGCACAGUGACUAUUAACGAACGCACCUGUAUUACAUAGCUGCCUGAAGUUAGACCGUCACCCCGGAGCAGCAGAUUUCAGCCGAGAGGAAGACUUGCGCACACAGUUUGCGCACCAUUAAACAAAUAACACCCUGUGCGUCAUGAUGGCAGAUUACUACGACGGAGUAUUAGGGCCACAUAUGAAGAAA